This is a messenger RNA of Drosophila bipectinata, 6613 nucleotides long. It is a transcript of the gene Nup98-96, whose product is annotated as nuclear pore complex protein Nup98-96. Lineage: Eukaryota; Metazoa; Arthropoda; Insecta; Diptera; Drosophilidae. Gene Ontology annotation, cellular component: nuclear pore cytoplasmic filaments; nuclear pore. Gene Ontology annotation, molecular function: RNA binding; structural constituent of nuclear pore. The record is from RefSeq and is a predicted model, not a curated record. Gene Ontology annotation, biological process: post-transcriptional tethering of RNA polymerase II gene DNA at nuclear periphery; telomere tethering at nuclear periphery; RNA export from nucleus.
UUAGAAUUAAAAACCAACAAUGCAAAUAUUACACCAAAAGUAAACUUUUGCAAAAUUGAUGUAGUUACAGUAUUUUAUAGGGAACCCUCCGCCGCUUGUCGGCAAUUCGCGGCCAAAACUGGUCAUACUGCUGGCUGCAUCUUCUUCGGACAUCGUGAAAAAAUCGGCGCGCCAUUUCUGUCAUCUUUUUGCGUCGAAGUAGCUCUGUUUAUGCAAACUAAGCAAAUUCCCGAGUGUUUAUUUGUUUUAGACAGAGCCCGGCCGACCGGCAGCCGCCACAGCUUCGAAAUAAAAGCUCCUUCAGCACGUUGGCCAACGUUGUGAAAUCGAGGCAUUGCUCAUUCCGAUAACUUGUGCAAUUCCUACGGACGAACAAAGGGGACUACCCGUUGAAAUACCAUCAGACGCGUGACAUUCGAGUGAGCAUCAUGUUUGGUGGCUCGAAACCAGCCUAUGGAGCUACCGCUGGGUCCACCGGAUUCGGUGGGUUUAGCGGCGCCACCACGAGUACUCCCUUUGGGCAGUCGGCCUUUGGAAAACCAGCAGCUCCUGCAUUCGGCAGCACUUCGACCUUUGCUGCACAACCGGCGCAGCCUUCGUUGUUUGGAGCCGCAGCUACGACUGCGCAGCCAGCUGGAGGAUUGUUCGGGGCCGGCACCUCGAGCGCCUUUGGAAGCAACACUACAGCCCAGCCGACUUCAUUUGGAGCUUUCUCUCAACCCCAGCAGACAUCAAAUAUUUUUGGAACCACACAAGCAGCAUCCACACCCUCUCUUUUCGGGCAGUCCACUCUGCCCGCCUUUGGAGCUGCCAAGCCGGGGAUUACGGCUUUCGGCCAGACGGCCACAGCCCAGCCCACAACGUCGUUGUUCGGUCAGCAGGCAGCUGCAACUAGCACCUCGGGAUUUGGCUCAUUCGGACAGGCAGCACCAGCCACAACAAGUGUAUUCGGCAGCGGCACGAGUUCCGCCUUUGCGCAGCCUCAGGCCGCGGGUGUGGCAGGCGGAGUGAAUCCAGGCACAGCCGUGGCCAAGUAUCAGCCGACCAUCGGCACGGACACCCUCAUGAAGAGUGGUCAGCCCAAUAAUGUGAACACCAAGCAGCACUGCAUCACGGCCAUGAAGGAGUAUGAGCUAAAGUCACUGGAGGAACUGCGAAUGGAGGACUAUCUUAGUUCGCGAAAGGGACCACAGGCGGGAACUGCUCCUGGAGCCUUCGGAUUCGGCUCCCAGGUGGCUACACCGGCUCAGCCCGCAGCUACAAAUCUCUUUGGAAGCACAGCCCAACCGAGUACUGGUCUGUUUGGACAAGCAGUCACCGAGAACAAGAGCUUAUUUGGUGCAUCAGCAUUUGGCCAGCAACCGGCGACGAGCAGCGCUUUUGGAGCACCCGCCCAGCAGAAUAGUUUUCUUCAAAAGCCUUUCGGAGCUGCAACGGCCACUAGUUUCGCUGCACCAGUUGCAGACGCCUCGAAUCCCUUUGGAGCAAAGCCAGCGUUUGGACAGGGAUCAAGCUUGUUCGGCCAGACGCCCGCCACCAGUGCAGCUCCUGCUUUCGGCCAGACCUCCACUGGAUUCGGAGGAUUUGGCUCCACAGCCGGCGCAGCUCCACAAACAUCAUUAUUUGGAACGACACCAGCUGCCGAUCCGAAUAAGCCUGCCUUUGGAUUGGGCACAGCAGCACCAGCAGCCAACACCGGGUUCGGAUUCGGGGCCACGGCCACAAGUACCGCGGGAGGAGGACUCUUUGGGGCCAAGCCAGCGACUAGCUUUGCAGCGCCUGCCUUUGGAGCGACUUCCACGGCUAAUACGGGAUUCGGAGGCUUUGGCCUGAAUACCAGCACAGCGACCACAGGUGGUGGUCUCUUUAACUCGGGACUAAACAAACCGGCUACAUCGGGUUUCGGAGGAUUUGGAGCCACCAGCGCCGCACCGCUUAACUUCAAUGCAGGAACCACAGGAGGAUCCCUGUUUGGAAACGCGGCCAAGCCGGCAGGAAGUUUAUUCGGAGGAGGUACGAGCACUCUGGGAGGCACGGGAGCUGCGCCAGUGGGAGGAGGCUUGUUCGGCGGUGGAACUAGUGCUUUCGGGAACACGGCAGGAUCGUUGGGUGGUGGAUUCGGUGCUCUGGGAACAAAUAACUCAUUGACAGGAGGACUUAUGGGAGCGCAGCCCACUGUGGGCAUUGUCACCCCAUCGCACCAGCCUAUUCACCAGCAGAUUCUGGCGCGGGUCACUUCUCCCUAUGGCGACUCGCCCAUUUUCAAGGACCUGAAGCACCGGGACGAUGUGGAUGCCACUAGGGCCACAAACCCGGCCGCCCAGCAAGCUGUAUUGGAUAUGAAUAGUAAUCAGUACAAGAUUGCCACCAAGGACAGUCCCGCGGCCAUGAAGGUCAAGGCACUGGGCAGCUCCCUCAACCGGAAGUCUUUGUUCGAUGGCCUCGAGGAGUUCGACGCGAGUGUGGAGGGCUUCAACCUCAAGCCGAAUGCCAAACGUCUGGUGAUCAAGCCCAAAGCAAAGCCUGUAGAAAGUGGAAUGCCAUCGUCAUUGAACGGCAGUGGCCCCAGUACUCCUCAGUCCCGUCCAAAGGUAGGAUCUCCCAACAGGGAACGAGAGUCAUUUGGUGGUGUCAUUCCAAGUGAACCGCCGGCAGCUGGCAACUCUCCCACUGCUUUGACUGGAAGGGAAAGCCAAGAAGGCACUCGCCGCGAGUCGUGGCUGCAUCCCAACAAUCUUGAGAAGGUCCGUCAGCAUAACAUCCAGACGGGCAUGGAUCAGAGCUCGCCCCACAACAGUACUCUUAACGAGCUGGUGCCACGCAAAGCUUUGGACACCUAUCGCCCCACUUCUAAUGUUCGCCUCUCGGUGUCUACUAUUCCUGAGAAUCCGUUCGAGGACCAGGCCAGCGCCAUAGCUCGUCGCGACACCUUCACCUCUGACCAGGCAAACGAUAGCUCGAUUUUGGCCAGAUCCCGCGACCGGGAAGCGGACGAUCAUUCAGGAAACAGGUCACGGCUGGCCAUUGAAUCUGCCAGCGAGGCUCAGGAUUACGAGCCGCAUCCCACCGGCAUAGUGUCGCGUCGCGUUGGCUACUAUACCAUCCCGUCGCUGGAUGAUUUGCGUUCGUAUCUGGACGAGGAUGGCUCCUGUGUGGUGCCCAACUUCACGGUGGGCCGCGAGGGCUACGGAAAUGUAUUUUUCGGCAAGGAGAUGGAUGUGGCUGGACUGAACCUGGAUGAGAUCGUUCACUUCCGCAACAAGGAAAUCAUCAUUUAUCCCGAUGAUGACAACAAGCCACCGAUUGGCCAAGGAUUGAAUAGGGAGGCACAAGUCACACUGGAUCAGGUCUGGCCGUUGGAUAAAACCAAACACGAAGCUGUCAAGGAUCCGCAACGCCUGCUCGACAUGGACUGGGAGGGAAAACUGCGCCGGGUGUGUGACAAGAAUGACACCCGCUUCAUCGAAUUCCGGCCAGAAACCGGUAGCUGGGUCUUCCGAGUCAAGCAUUUCUCCAAGUACGGCCUAGACGAGAGCGACGAAGAGGAGGAGCUGCCCACCGAUCCCAAGAAGGCCAAGAUGGCGGCCCUGGAGGCACAGCAAAAGGCGGCUGCCGAUAAGAUGACUCUGAACUCGUUGCGGCAGGCACAAAAAAUUUCAGAAGACGCAGCUCGCAGCUUGGAUCCCAAGGCUUUGGUGGCCGGAGUGGCCAAUGGAUUUCGCCCAAUGGACGACACUGCAGAGUUCCUCUUAAUGGACAAGACGCAAUUUUUCCAAGCUGGCGCCGCCGGAUCAGAUUUCUCCAUGUUCGAUCUACCAAGAACCCGGCCCACGAUCACAAGUCCAACUUCGUAUCUGGCCCAAGAGAUGGUGGGCAACGAACCGCACAAAAUGCAGCUGAUGAAGUCUUCCCUGUUUGUGGAGGACAAUGGCAGCGAGGACGAGAGCAUGGAUCCCCGCCUGCCCCGCCAACGAAACUUCUUCAAUGCGGAUCCGAAUCCCUGGAAAGAUGGCGCCUCCGAAGGUUCCAGCCAGUACGAUUUUGGACACCCAUCCCUCGCUCUGCCGGUGUCUUCGUCCGCGUCUGUGGCUAGUUUCCUAGGCGAUGCCCAUUCUGAAGAGACAUCUUCUAUGGCUACUGGAAGUAUCGUGGGUGUCGCAAAAGAAAAGCCUGUUUCGGGGCCGACCAUUAAAGUAUUCAAAUUCGUAUGUAAGCCAAAGGUGGCUCCCGUCAAGAUGUUUGCCACCACAGUUCCUUUGCCGCGGUCCAUUGCCAAUGACCUGACCAAAAACUGGGUUGCCGAUCUGGGUCUGUACAGGGGUCGCAGCUUUAAGCUGAACUUCGGACCCCACAACAUGCUGAUGCUGCCCACCACGUUUAACAACCAAAUAAAGAUGAAAGAAUUCACUGGACCGUCUAUCCCAGCGUCUAUGGUGUUUGCCCCCCGAUUGCCUAGCGAUUUGUCGCCCAGUGUCAUGCAAAUGGUGCAGUUCAACAUGGUUGGCGGCUCGGAAAGCUUUUACGAGAGUAUUGUGCCACAUCUGGAGGUACAGCUUGGUGACUGCUUGUCGGUGGAAGUGGAGGGAAGCGAAUGCCCAUGGCUUCAUCCCGACAGCGGUACGCAACUAGUGUCCAAACACUUUUCGGAGUCGCUGAAGCAAAGAAACGCUGGCCUCAAGGAGGACUACGCUGUGUCCGUGUGGUCGCUACUUUUCGCGCUGUGGGGUGACCACGAGGAGCUUGUGGAUCUGGACACUAAUUCGCAUUACACCGUCAUGUGCCGGCGAAACCUGCUCUCGGAGUGGCUGGAAAACACGUUGCUGGGCAAGGACUUGCUGUCGAAGAAGGUGAACAACCAUAGUUACCUUGGGCAUAUGCUAGACCUACUCAGCUGCCACCGGGUGAGCGAGGCCUGCGAGCUCGCUUUCAACUACGACGACGCCAACCUGGCCUUGAUUUUGGCGCAACUGAGCUCGGGACCAGUAUUUCGAAUGCUGAUGGAGGAGCAACUCUACGCAUGGCAGCAGAGCAAAUCCGACAAGUACAUCGACAUGGAGCGACUCAAAAUGUACAUGCUUUCUGCUGGCGUUCCCAUGAUGCAGUCCUCGCAGGGUGCUAUCAAUCUCCUUGAGGAUAACAAUUGGUUAACGGUGUUGGCCCUGCAGCUGUGGUACUUUACAGCCCCCACAUCGUCCAUCACGGAUGCUCUACUUGCCUACGACAAGGCGUUCCAGGCGGAGGAGUGCUAUGCUGAACCACCUCUGCCCAGUUACGACGGAGCCCCUAACGACAGUGAUAAACCUGUCUACGAUCUUCGCUACCAUCUCCUUCAGCUGUACUCCAAGCGCUCGCAUUCCCUGGAGAAGACUCUAAAUCCAAUAACACAUACCUCCGAUCCCAUGGACUUUCGUUUAAGCUGGCUCCUUCUUCAAACCCUGCGUGCGUUGGGCUACCGUCACUGCUCCGUCCCGACGGAAGCUCGUCUGACCGUUGACUUUGCCAGUCAGCUGGAAAACGAAGGCCUCUGGCACUGGGCCAUUUUUGUGCUGAUGCAUAUCAAGCGCAGACCCCAGCGGGAGCGGGCGGUGCAAAAUAUGCUGGAACGCAAUGUCAGCGUGUCUGCCAAGGUGGCUCUAAACCACGAAGAGAAGUUUGUUAUUGAUAAGUUGGGAGUCCCAGAGUCAUGGUUGGACUACGCCAAGGCAGUUAAAGCGGGCUCAUUUGGAAAGCACCACCUGCAAGCUAAAUAUCUACUGAAAGCAAGGCACUGGGCAGCUGCUCACGAGGUCAUCUUUGAGCACAUAGCUCCUGAUGCCAUCAUAAAUGGAAAAUUGGAAUAUCUGCAUAGCCUGCUCAUCCAGUUCGAGGACACCGAAGGCAGCAGCAUCCGAGUGCCCAACUGGGCCAACCAGGGACAGAUCUUCUUGGACUUCAUUGACAUAAGUGCCAAGUUCAAGCAUAUCCGUUCAGUGACGAACAUUGCCGACAUAAACGCCCGCUGGGAGAACCUUAAGCCGCAGCUCAGUGAGCUUUGCUCUCGGAUCAGUCUGCUGCCGUGUCCCAGCUCCAAGCACCGACUAUGCCAGAGCGAAAUCGCGCAGAGCUUGAGCUGUCUGGUACAUGGCAUGUGCAUAGUGUGUGCGGAGAUGGAGCCCUCAGCUGUACUCAAGUCGGCAUUAGAAAGACUACCCUUGCCGCAAGAGUUUUCAUCCAAAGAGCUGCGAAUCCUGCUCGAAGAACUGCUGGAAAAGAUUGAGAACGAGCCUCCGUUUAGGGAGAAACAGUCCAUCAUGAUGGAAACAUGAAAUCUUUGAAGAAGAAUAGUAGUUUAAGAGCAAAGUCUAGAUAAGGUUGACAUUAGGAAUAGGUAUAAAAAUUCACUAGCGGGCAUGACCCACAUGCCACAAAGCGCCAGAGUUAGGAUAGUUCUUAGGACUUCGAUCAGCCAUGAUUACUUCAUAGAUAGGGACAAAGCCAGAAUCAGUAAUAUAUAGUUUUUGUUACAUUUGUUUAUAUCGGUAUCUUACUAAAUUGAGCUAAUCUGUCGAAUUUCAUAACUGUAAUAUUCUUGAUAAAAAAUAUUAAAUAAAAUAAAAUUUGUUGUCAACAAAAA